AUGGAAGAGAUCUUCGUGGGUGCCAACAUCCGAUUUCUGGCAGCCCUGGGCAUUCCGGCGGUGGACGUCGGGAGGGCCGAGGCCGCGUUGGCGGAGGCUCUUGCGGACAUCACCGGUGGUGUUUUGCAGAUCUGGAAGCUUGAGCCAGCGACUUUGGGUUUUGCGGAAGCACCAGGCGAUGAGAGUCUCUGCGCGACCUCGACGGUUGCGAUGCCCAGCACGCUGACAGAGGCCCUUGCACAGGAGAAGCAGAUGCCGCGGCCGGCGCAGGGGCCCUGCGCUUUGGUCUUGCUGACGACCGGCGAGACUUGCCGCGGCGUCAUCAUCAAUGCAAACCACGCCCUCUGCGACGGGCGCGCGAUGUUCCGCUAUCUGCAGGCGUUCCUGGUCAGGCUCUCCGCAGAUGAUCUCCAGGUCACGCCGAGAACGCCAGAUCUCCCUGCCGACUGGGGUCACUGCAUUUCGGACGACGCAGCCUCUCCGGAUUUCUUGCCCCUGCCAGGGAGCCCUCUACAGAUCAAGGACCUUCGUCGAGAAGGCAGUGGUGAGCCAGUUUUCCGCCGCAUCCUGGCGGCAUCCACUUUCGCCAAGGUGCUUGCCGUGGGGAAGGAAAGCUCGGCUUCCGCUACGGGGCUGCUGGUGGCGAUGCUGCAAGACGCCAUCGGCUCGAUGUACCUGGAGCAAGCCCCUGCGGACGACUCUUGCGUGGUGGCCGUCGAGGUUCUCGUAGAUUUGCGGCCCAUGCUGGAGAAGGAGGUGACCGUGGUCCAGGCCAUUGCCACGGUGACGACCGCCGCGGAGGUGCGGAGAGGCGCUGGUAGGCAAGACCUGCUCUCACUUGCCCAGGCCGCCAGCGAGGACAUCCGGAGACGCGUAGCGCGCGGCGAAGCCCACCGGCAGGCGCGGCUGGCGACGUCCGGGAAGUUUGACCAAUGCCCCCCUCCUGGCACGGUGGAGCUCAGCAACCUCGGGAAGUUUCCGGUGACGGGCCACGAGCUGCUGCUGGAUCAGCGCUUCGACGGCUACGAGGGUCUGAGCAUUUUGGCCCACACGGAGGGCGGUGGGGGGCCGUUGUGCAGCCACGUCAUUGGCACGGCUCGCAUCUUCAGCACCAGUUGCACCUGGCACGGGCAGCCAGGGCUGCAGGUGACCCUCAAGGAGACGCUGAUCUUCUCAGGCAAUUUGGUCUUGACGGGUGAGAACCGGCUGGAAGGACCCUGUAUCAGUGUGAGCGGGAACAUGACGGUGAUUGCCGCGAAUGCCAGCUUCGUUGGCUGCAGCAAUAGAAUGCACGGCCCGGGUGGAAGAGGAGGAGCUCUGUUCAUCCAGCGAGACUUCAUCGUCAGCAACAGCCGCGUCAAGUUCGAGAACUGCAGAGCAUCAGAAGGCGGCGGCCUCUACGCUGGCGGCAGCUUCCUGCAAGAAGCAGAAAGCGCGGUGACCUUCGAGAACUGCACCUCUGGUUCCGGCGACGGCGGAGGUGCGAGCGUGGGCGAAAACUUCACGCAGGGAGCCAAAAGCUCCGCCGUCUUCCGCAGCUGCAGUGCGAAUGAAGGAGGCGGCCUCUACACUGGCGGCAGCUUUUUUGCAAGAUGCCGAAAGCAAGAUGCUGUGGACAAUGAGGCCGAGAAAACAGUGAAGGCUUUAGCCUGA
Symbiodinium sp. CCMP2456 is the source of this 1653-nucleotide messenger RNA. The record is from the annotation of a GenBank genome assembly. NCBI's taxonomy places the organism in Eukaryota, Dinophyceae, Suessiales, Symbiodiniaceae.